AUGGAACCAGCUCAUCAAUAUUUACUAAGUCAACGGCUAGUGUCAUCAAAUGUGGAUUUUGAUUUGGAGGAAAAGGAAAUGAUGACAACUGGCAAAACAACGACACAUGCACCGAAAACCAUUGUGACAACACAAUUCCCAAAUACCAAUCAAGGAGGCACCUCAGGUUCAUGGCUACCAAAUAAUAAAGUUUCAAUAAAUUUGGAUUUUGAAACAAACAAUAUAGAACACACCGAUUCAGUUACGACGUCUGUUCCCAAGACUACAAUGUCCUUAAGCACAGCAAAAAGUUCUAAACCAGAAAUUGAUACAACCGUUGGUAGUACUCCGACGACCGCUCCAGCAACAAUGAGUACCAUGACAACUGGAGAUCAGCCGGCCAUUUCCGUCACUAAUCCGCAAGAAGACAAUCAAAAGACGACAACCGGCUCAAAUAUUGACAGUUCAAAACCAGGCGUAGAACCAAGCAGCGAUGGUACCAUAACCACGACAGUGUCAUCGCCAACGAGUACCAUGCCAACAACAGAACACAUAACUACAGAGCCAACUGCACUGGAAAAAGCUGAAUCGUCCGCCACAAGUACUGGAACAAUGGACAAUCAUGAACCAAGCAGCGCUGGUACCAUAACCACGACAGUGUCAUCGCCAACGAGUACCAUGCCAACAACAGAACACAUAACUCCAGAGCCAACUGCACCGGAAGGAGCUGAAUCGUCCGCCACAAGUACUGGAACAAUGGACAAUCAUGAACCAAGCAGCGCUGGUACCAUAACCACGACAGUGUCAUCGCCAACGAGUACCAUGCCAACAACAGAACACAUAACUCCAGAGCCAACUGUACCGGAAAAAGCUGAAUCGUCCGCCACAAGUACUGGAACAAUGGACAAUCAUGAACCAAGCAGCGAUGGUACCAUAACCACGACAGAACACAUAACUCCAGAGCCAACUGCACCGGAAAAAGCUGAAUCGUUCGCCACAAGUACUGGAACAAUGGACAAUCAUGAACCAAGCAGCGAUGGUACCACAACCACGACAGUGUCAUCGCCAACGAGUACCAUGUCAACAACAGAACACAUAACUCGGGAGCCAACUGCACCGGAAAAAGCUGAUUCGCCCGCUACGAGUACUGCAACAAUGGACAAACAUGCCGAAACAACCUCACCUGUGUCAAUUAAUGUAGAUCAUUCUGAUGCUGGUCAUACAGAUUCUGCUUCGAUGCCCCCAUCGAUUGAAACGAAUAACAAAGCAGAUGGUGUGACGCAAUCAUCAUCAUCUGUCAUUGCCGAGAUUGGAACUCAUUGCAAUGCCACAGCUGAGGAGCCAGCGGACAAAAAUGAACCCAUUCCUAUUGAAAUUGAUCGCAAUGAAAACGAUUUAGCACCAAAAGAUGAUGUAACAACAAUAGCAAAUGAAGCUGCCGUAGAAAAUGAACCCAAUAAUCAGAAAGAGACAUCGACACAGCCAAAUGUUUUAGAUCAAAUUGCUGAAUCCUGUGGUGAAACAAAGAAGAAAUGUGAAACAACCACAAGUAUACCUGUCGAAAUACAAGAAUCAAAUGAAAAUGUUGCCAUCACAACAAUAAAGCCAACAAACGAAGCGACUCAGAUGUUCAAUGUCAUAAAAGAAGCCAUUGAAGAAACAAGCAGCGUUCCAUUGAUUUCAUCUACGAUCGGUUCACUACCGAACACAGCUAGGGAAAAAGGAAACCAAGAUGAUGGAUCAGUAUCGCCCACGGACGAAACAUCAACCGUCGACCCAGAAAAUGAUUCAAAAAUGUUUCGAGGCUCAAUUAGUGUUAUUGUACCACUUCUUUUUAUUAUUUUGAUAUCUAAUAGUUUAAAUUAGUUAUGAAAUAUCAAAUAUUAGCCGUUGUUUGAUUUAAAAUUUGUUGAUUUUCAAUUUUCUAGUCAAGUUUGAUGCAAGAUGUUGUGUUCAUACCCAAAAGAAAAGAAACAUCAAAAAAUAAGCGCUAGCGUACACGUCAUGAAUUAGUUUAUGAUAAUUGAAACCAUUUUUUUUUCUUCGUAAAUAGUCAAAGUUCGAAAUUUGUUUUGACAGUGGGAGUGUUAUAGAACGAUGCAUUCUAGUUGGAGCGGCACUGAUAUGAAAUUUUUACUCAAUAUUACAUCAUGCAUAAAGUAGGGAGAGUGUAAUUGAGAGAGAGUGAAUUGAUAAACAACUAUUAAUGAUUUCAGUUGGCACUUAAUAACAUGUGCAUUUUAUCAAAAUUGUGUGCCAUUCAGACACACAAAGUUACAUUUAUGUCCAAUUAUUUUUUGCCCGAUUAAUGUCUAUAAUUAGCAAAAUGUUUUGAAAAUAGCUUAAAAUAGGUUAUCAAUUGAUUUAUUAAAUUUAAUUUAAUUUAUAAAUAAAACUACAUUUCAGUGACAAAAAA
This is a messenger RNA of Sitodiplosis mosellana (orange wheat blossom midge), 2395 nucleotides long. RefSeq names its product mucin-2-like. The transcript has 2 exons. Bases 1 to 1845 code for a protein of 614 amino acids. The record is from RefSeq and is a predicted model, not a curated record. Lineage: Eukaryota; Metazoa; Arthropoda; Insecta; Diptera; Cecidomyiidae.